Messenger RNA from Juglans microcarpa x Juglans regia, 1362 nucleotides. Its product is annotated as zinc finger protein WIP6-like. Gene Ontology annotation, molecular function: DNA-binding transcription factor activity. Lineage: Eukaryota; Viridiplantae; Streptophyta; Magnoliopsida; Fagales; Juglandaceae. Gene Ontology annotation, biological process: regulation of gene expression; anatomical structure development. Bases 205 to 1194 code for a protein of 329 amino acids. Gene Ontology annotation, cellular component: nucleus. The record is from RefSeq and is a predicted model, not a curated record. The transcript is spliced from 2 exons.
UCGAUCGCAUUCCCUCCCCCAUGGGCCAUUGUACGUAGGAGCUGAAGUUAGAAAUUCCCUGAGCUGCAAUUAUCAUAUGAGCUCAUGAUUUACUCCGAAGAAGAAAAAUUAGAUGAGAAGUACUUGUCCAGGCCAACCACAAUAUAAUACUAUUGAUGAUCGCAAGUCUUACUGUACAGUAAUAGUUUCUAUAUAGCCAGAAGCAUGUUUCUAUCGAAACCCUCAACUGCUCAACAUAAGAUCAAAUUAUACCCGGCCGCAUUUGUUUAUUUAUUGACUUUCUCCUUUUCUCGUCCCCUACCAAAUCCCUUAUUCAAGCUACUCUCUCUCUCUCUCUCUCUCUCUCUCAAAUCAUCACAUCACCGAUUCACCAUGCAUUCUCCCACCUUUACCUACACACCGUCAAGCGAGAGUGCAGUUUGGGAGGCUGAUGAAAAUUCCAUUUUUCUUUCUCUUGGCCCUCCUGGCCCACAUAACCGCAAGAACCCGUUCUAUAUUCCCUAUUCAAACCACCAUGUGCCUCACCAAAUUCCUUCCAGCGUUGGGGGUACUGCAUCAGUAGCCCUUCACGUUGGUCCUCCAUCAGGACCCAGUUCUAGCAACCCUGAUGAAAUCGCUGAAGGCCAAUACUGGAUUCCUUCUCCCGCGCAAAUCCUUGCCGGCCCAACACAGUUCUCAUGCACUGUCUGCAACAAAAAAUUCAACAGAUACAACAACAUGCAGAUGCAUAUGUGGGCGCAUGGAUCACAAUACCGCAAGGGCCCAGAAUCUUUGAGAGGGUCGAAACCCACUUCUUCCAUUCUGAAACUGCCAUGCUAUUGUUGUGCUGAGGGUUGCAAGAACAAUAUAGAGCAUCCAAGGUCAAAGCCAUUGAAAGAUUUCAGGACACUUCAGACUCAUUACAAGCGAAUGCACGGAGUCAAACCGUACUGGUGCCAAAAAUGUGGGAAAGCAUUUGCGGUCCGAGGGGAUUGGAAGACUCACGAGAAGAAUUGUGGGAAGCUCUGGUUUUGUAUUUGUGGUUCUAAUUUCAAACACAAGAGGUCACUUAAAGACCAUGUUAAGGCAUUUGGGGAUGGCCAUGCUCCGCACUCUACGCGGGAGCUAUGCGAGGUUGAAGAAGAAGAAGAAGACGACGAUGACCACGGUACUGAAAAUGAAAACAGAGGUCAUGGAUCUGUUUUCUUUAAGUAAUAAACUUGGAGUUUAAGCUUAACUUAGGUAAGAUUAAGGUUUGGUAAUUAGUGACUGUAUGCAUGUUUUGUGUGAGAGAGUGAGAGAGGAAGAGGAUGAAGACAAACGGCAUACUGAAACCCAAGGUUCUAGGCAUUAAAUAUGUUGUAAUGUCGAGAGAGAGAGAGA